Molecule: messenger RNA, 1836 nt
Organism: Chironomus riparius
Lineage: Eukaryota; Metazoa; Arthropoda; Insecta; Diptera; Chironomidae
Source: the annotation of a GenBank genome assembly
AUGAUUGUGAAAAUUUUUAUUGUAAUUUUUAUUGGUCGUUUAAAUUAUGUAGCUAAUUUUUCGAUCGAGAACUUCUCAAUUGGCAGUAAUAAGACUGAAUCUGAUGAAUUAAUGCUGAGUAAUGGCACUAAUAGUAACCAAACUGAUGUUAAUUUUGAAUUGAUUCACGACAAUGAUGAAAAUUCAAAAAUUAUCAAAAAACGAGAUGCAACUGAUCAAGACAACUCUGCAGAAAAUCACAUUAAUCACAAAGACAAUCAAAGUCAUAAUCAACAUGGAUUUAGCUAUCAACGGCCAUCAAAUGUGCCUAAAGACAGCUUUGAAAGUCAUCAUGGCAAUAAAAUUGAUAUCAAGAAAACAACAAAUGGAGAUUCUGAUGAAAACUUAGCUCAUACAAUCCUUCAGACAACUGACAGCAGUCAAAAUGAAAAUUCUACUUUAGAAGUUGAUCAUUCAGAGGACCAAGAGACUAACAAUCACCAAACUGAAGAACACAUCACUGAACAAGAUUAUCAUUCAAAUGAGCUAAGUAAGACUGCAUUGGACACAGAUUCAACAAUCUAUCAUAGCACAUCUGCGAGAAUUAAUGAUGAUAAACAUGAUUAUUCGACACAACCUUAUAAAUCGACUUCAAAAAUUGAUCAAAAUUCAGAAGAACCAAAUCAUGAUUGUGAGGAUUCAGAUGAAAAUAUUGAAGCUAAUUUGAAUAAUUCUUCAAUAAAGAUGAAUACAUCUGAUGGAACUCAUCAAAAGACUACACGAUCAAUAGAUCACAAUAUGAUGACAACAAAGAUUGAUAAAAUUAAUAAAACCCUUCAUAAUCCAGGAAAAUUUGGCAAUAGCUCGUCCACAGUUAAUGAUAAAAUUACAAAUUCAACAGAACUAUUAAAAGCAUCAACAAAAAGCAGUCUGAAGUCUACAAAUAAUAAAAGUUCUACUAAGCCAUCCAUUGAUCCAGUUUUACAUCAGUCAACAAAUGAUUUCGGAACAACUGAGUCUUAUUUGGUUAAUAGUACGCGACAUUAUGUCAAUCACACCAAUAAGCUAACCAAUAAUCCAAAAACAACCCAAAUUGUUCAUAAUUCAACAGUCAAGGUUAAAAAUUCAACUCAUAACAACAAGACUAAUAAAGAAUCGAAUUCAAGCAAUCAUGCGACAAGCUUAAGAACCACUCGAAGGGUAAAAUCCAGUAGAAACCAUACUAUUAACUCUGAACAUGAUCCAAGCCACUCUCCUAAAAAUACAAUAAAUCACAGCAGUAACCAAAAACUUACAACUCACCAAAGUAAUCCUAAACAUGUUUCGAAUCACAAUCAAAACCUAACAGCAAGCUACAAAAAUAAAUCAACUCCCAACCUUAUUUACAAUCAUAACAGCACCACAAGCUACCACUCAAAAAACACCACAAACAAAAUAAAUCACAAAAUACUCCACAGCCAAAGCACAACACCUAAAGAUGAAUGGACAAUUGCUGACAAAAGAGACAAAGUUGAGUCUCAAGAAGAUAAUAAACUGGGAUCAAAACAUAACCUCAAAAAGUCAACAACACAACAUGAUGCAGGGGACAUUAGGACUCAUCAUUUAACAACAGCCUCAACACAAGAAUCCAAUAAUCAUGUCCACAAUGCAGCAGAGGCAACAACGGAGCAAAGAAUAAGAUUUGCAAUCCCACGAGAAGCGCAGAAACAGAAUCAAGGGAUGAAAAAUGAUGAAAAUUCUAAAUUUGAUCAUAAUCAGUUGGAGGAUGAUGUGGAAGUGUUUAAGAUGACUGAGAAAAGUUUGACUGUUGGCGGAAAGAGACAGACUGACGAGCAUUCUUUUAAGUUUGUUGGAUGA